Messenger RNA from Sinocyclocheilus anshuiensis, 2344 nucleotides. Its product is annotated as dual specificity protein phosphatase CDC14A-like. Lineage: Eukaryota; Metazoa; Chordata; Actinopteri; Cypriniformes; Cyprinidae. The transcript has 16 exons. The record is from RefSeq and is a predicted model, not a curated record. Gene Ontology annotation, biological process: protein dephosphorylation. Bases 228 to 1823 code for a protein of 531 amino acids.
GAGAUCGCUCGCGUGGCGUUAUUUUAUUUCAUAGUUCUAAUUUAAAUAUUUUUAAUGCAGGGUUUAUUGCGUAAAACCGGUUCGACAAGUAAAAAUUAGAUAUUUUACAUUCUUUUAAAUUCGCUGCAUAAUUUCUUGAAGUGUCGACCUAAAUUAGACUGUUUUGGUUGAAUGUGUAAAUGUGUUUUGGCUUUAUUAUUAUUAUUAAACUAAACCGAGAUUAAAUAAUGCUCCGGAACAACGUUACAAUAGAAACGUGUGCUCUGUCAAACUGCGUCGAGUUCAUUAAAGAUCAGCUGUAUUUUGCUCUUCUUCAUCAGAAGGUGAAGAGCACUCCUGACAGACACUGUUUCUGCAUCGAUGAAGAGCUUUCCUAUGAGAACUUCUAUGCAGACUUUGGCCCGCUCAACCUGGCCAUGUUUUAUCGCUUCUGUUGCAAACUCAACAAGAAGCUGAAGUCUUGUGCGCUUGCAAAGAAGACAAUUGUGUUUUAUACCUGUGGUGACCGAAAGAAACAAGCCAAUGCUGCGUAUUUGAUCGGCUCUUAUGCUGUAAUGCAUCUACAGAAAACCCCAGAAGAAGCGUACAGCCUUCUGGUCUCUCAAAAUGGAUCUUAUCUUCCUUUUCGAGAUGCAUCUUUUGGAGCUUGCAUGUACAAUCUGAAUAUCCUUGACUGUCUACGGGCCGUUCACAAGGCUCUCCAGUUCGGCUGGCUGGAUUUCUCAAAGUUUACUGUGGAGGAAUACGAACAUUAUGAGCGGGCAGAAAAUGGAGAUUUCAACUGGAUAAUUCCAGGAAAGUUUUUGGCUUUCAGCGGCCCUCAUCCAAAUAGCAAAAUUGAGAAUGGAUACCCUCUUCAUGCCCCUGAAGCGUAUUUCCCCUACUUCAGGAAGCACAACAUCACCACCAUCAUCCGGCUCAACAAGAAAAUGUACGACGCCAAGCGUUUCACAGACAUGGGCUUCAAGCACCACGACCUGUUCUUUGUAGACGGCAGUGCGCCCAACGACGCCAUCGUCACCAAGUUCCUGAACAUCUGCGAGAAUGCUGAUGGAGCCAUUGCGGUCCACUGUAAAGCCGGUCUGGGCCGAACAGGGACACUGAUUGGCUGUUAUAUGAUGAAACACUUCAGACUGACGGCAGCUGAAGCCAUCGCGUGGAUCAGGAUCUGCAGGCCCGGUUCGAUCAUCGGACCUCAGCAGAACUUCAUCGACGAAAAGCAGGCGAGUCUGUGGACAGAGGGUGAUUUGUACCGGCAAAAAAUAAAUGAGCAGGAAAACGGCUCGAGUAAAACACUAGUGGCUGGAAUCCUAUCAGGAGUGGAAGAUAUUUCCAUUAAUUGUACAAACAAGAACAUUUCACAGAGGAAAACAGCCUGUGAGAUGCACACUGAGGAGGAGGAAGAGGAGUGCGGAAGACUCACGCAAGGCGACAAACUGAGAGCUCUGAAGAGUAAGAGGCAGUCCAGAGCGUCCACGGGUUCGAUAUCGUUAGAAGAAAAUACUAUUCAGACCAAAUCAACAUCAAAGUCAUUAAGCUCCGAUAAAAGGAAAAGAACCCGGGCUUCACUUGGAUCCAGCAGGACCAGUAGCCCUUUACAUUCAAGGCUCGCUAAAUCUUUAGGCAGCUUGCACGUAACGGCCUGUGAAAAGGAUCACGUGUUUUCUGAUGUUAGCGCUGGCUCAGUGGCCAACAGUAAUUUCAUCAAGCAGUCGAACUUAAAGCACUUAAGCCCAGUGAACAGUCAGCCGCACGCGGCCCAGAGAUCCUCUGCUGUUUCACUGCAGCUCUAUGGCCACAGUCUGAGUUCCCUCGGCUCAUAACUCCAUCUCCAAAGCUCGAGCUCCUCUCCUGCGCUGAAAAGACCAACAUCCCUGCACUGAUAUCACUCGAGUCUUACUUUAAGUGAUCUACUAUUAACCAUAUUCAAACUGUGUUUAUUGAGAAAUCGGCAGAUGAUGUUAAGCAUUGUUAUUUGAUCGAGAGUUUAUUUUAAAUCCGAGCUUUAAGCAUCUGUGAAGUUUGACUUUUUAUGCCAUUGUAAAUGUCAGAAUCAUGUCAGAAGCUGCCUUUGCCAUUAUGCAUUAUGCUACUAGACCUGUAAUAUUGUUUUUGGUUUUUUAAAUACUGUAGCUAGUACUUUAUUAAUAAUACUACACGCGAAUGUGAAUCAUACUGUGCUAAUCGUGACUGAACGCUGUAUAUAGGCUGGAGUUUGAUUAGACUAAAAGCACUGUUUUUUUUUUACUGUAAAUAAUGCAAAUUUAAAUCAUGAUUAUUUCACACAUAAUAGGAAAUUAUUUGAGUCAUAUCUCUUUUAAUAAAUCCUUUCUGCUAUUGCAAA